This is a messenger RNA of Pomacea canaliculata, 5559 nucleotides long. Its product is annotated as ethanolaminephosphotransferase 1-like. Gene Ontology annotation, molecular function: ethanolaminephosphotransferase activity. The transcript is spliced from 9 exons. Gene Ontology annotation, cellular component: Golgi apparatus; endoplasmic reticulum membrane. Bases 54 to 1229 code for a protein of 391 amino acids. NCBI's taxonomy places the organism in Eukaryota, Metazoa, Mollusca, Gastropoda, Architaenioglossa, Ampullariidae. Gene Ontology annotation, biological process: phosphatidylethanolamine biosynthetic process. The record is from RefSeq and is a predicted model, not a curated record.
UUUCAGACCAAUCAGAUCAAAGGAAAGUCUCCAGUUUGUCGAAAGUCUGAAGCAUGGCGAUACACGAUUAUCUGCAGAAAGAAGUCCUGGAUGGAUUCGAUAAUUACAAGUAUAGUGCCAUUGACACGAGUCCUAUUAGUAACUACAUCUACCAUCCAUUCUGGAACAGGAUAGUUAAGCUGGUGCCAGUGUGGGUUGCUCCAAAUCUCCUGACAUUUUCUGGCUUCGUGCUACUCAUUGUUAACUUUGCAGUGCUGACAUUCUAUGAUCCACACUUUUAUGCCUCCAGUAGGGACCAUCUAGAGAGUCCACCCAUCCCUAACUGGGUUUGGCUUAUGGCAGCUCUCAAUAACUUUCUUUCACACACAUUAGAUGGAAUUGAUGGUAAACAAGCACGCCGCACCAAAUCCAGCUCCCCGCUGGGCGAACUGUUUGAUCAUGGGCUUGAUAGCUGGGCAGCAUUCUUCCUGCCUGUUGGCCUGUACUCUAUAUUUGGGCGUGGAGAAUAUGGAGUUUCUGUGUACCGUGUAUACUUGGUUAUGAUUGGCAUUAUGCUGUGCUUCAUCACUUCCCACUGGGAGAAAUAUAAUACAGGCAUUCUUUUUUUGCCUUGGGGAUAUGACAUUGGUCAACUGGGGAUGACAUUGGUGUAUUUGAUCACCUUCUUCUAUGGUUAUGAAGUGUGGAAAUUUACCUUGCCUCUCUUACACAUCUCUACAGCAGAGUUCUUUGAAAUGUGCUGUUACUUGGGAUUCUUUGGCUUAACAUUUCCAUUCACAUUUUGGAAUAUUUACAAAUCUUAUGCUGACAAAUCUGGAAAGAUGAGACCUUUUGGCGAAGCCAUGCGACCCCUUGUAUCGACAUUGGUCCUGUUUGGGUUAAUGUUGCUAUGGGCAACUUUCUCUCCAUAUGGUAUCUUGGACAAUCAGCCUCGUCUCCUCUACUGGACAACUGGCACAGCCUUUUCAAAUAUUGCUUGCCAGCUUAUAAUUGCGCAGAUGUCAAACACACGAUGUGAACUCCUGAAUUCUAAGUUAUUGCCUCUCUUCUUUAUUGUGGCUAUGUCCCUUUUGAUGCCACUUGGUAUAUGGGAAGUUUAUCUACUUUGGGUGUACUGCAUUUAUGUCACCACAACACACAUAUGGUUUGGCAUUUCAGUGGUACAGGAGAUGUGUAUGCAUUUUAAAAUCAAUGCCUUUUCAAUCAAACCUGAAUUGGAUGUGGAGUGAUCAGCAAGAACUGUGCACAAAGCAUACGCUACAGUGAUUGUGAUCUCAGCUACUAAUGACAGACUUUCACUCAGUCCCAUUGUAUGCUUGAUACUUCAUUAGCCUGUCAUUAAUUAAUAACUUCAAGUUCAGUGCCAGAGGUUGGAGUGCUGUUUUUUAAUUUAUACUGAAAGGUGCAAUGAUGACAGGAGCAUUUCACACUGUGAUGCAAACAUUUUAAACUUACUAAUCCUUAAAUGAAUGUGUUAAGUGUGCUAAUGUCUUUAAACAUAACAUCUUUGGUGCUUUAAUCUGGUUUAACUUUGUGUAGGGUAACUUUGGGGUGUGCACAGUUGCAAGAGGAAUUUGCUAGAUAAUGACAGUCAAGAUUUUUAUUUGGUUAUGACCUUGUGCAGAAAAUGCAAUUGGAGUGAAGUAAGGAGGUACCUGUAACAUAAACAUAAUAAAUUGCUGUUCCCCCCCCACACACACACAACCUGAGACACUACUUAUGCAUUUUUUGUCCCACGUGUCCUCUCUAAUCUGUGUAUCCUCACUUUUAUACCUGCACACCUACCCAUGUGUAUGCACGUAGGUAAAUGGUCCGAUAAUUUUAGGUGUGUAAUACAUCAUCUUAAUCACAUGUUUGUAAAAGUAUUUCCAUUUCCAGCAUGUUUCAGUAUGGCUAGUUGACUGAUACAGAGCUUUGUUAGUCAUGGCAUUCUCAUCUUUUCGAAAAAGUGUUUUAUAGAAGUGUAAUAAUUCUUCUCUCCUUUGAUUUGCUUGUUAAUUUAUUCAUGAAUUUAACAAGUAACAUGUAAUAUUAAUACUAAUAGGUAUCUCAGGGAGUUGAAGUGGAGCAAAGUAUUUGUGCUUAUUUGUUGAAAGUAAGUGUUCUAUCAGCAGUAUUAAUUACUGCAUAUGCAGAUGCUUCAUUUUGCAUAAGCAGUCAUUUGGAAUCAUGUAUAGUCAUUAAUUAAAUUUCUGACCUGUAUCAUUUUUGUUAUGAUUUUGCCUUGAUGUUGCAUCAGAGACUACUUAUAAGCAUGCAGCUUGUGCAACAAUGUUAUUUGUUGAGACUGAAUGUGUGGUUUAUCAAUUUUUAAGAGAGAGAGGUGUGUGUGAUUUCAUCAAAAUAAGACUCUUUUUCAAAGAACUAAAAAGGAAAAAAGAACUGUGCUUCCAGAUCUAGUUCUGUUUAAGAUUAGAGAACUAGUCUUACUCCUUUCUACAUUUUUUUUGUCACAGUAUGCCUUGGUCUGUGUUAUCAGUCUGCUUAAAUAUUUUUCCUUUUUUUAUUUCUUAUUUUAAAGAGAAUUAGAGAAUCUAGUGUAUUUUUUUUAACAAAACUUGUGGUCUUACUAAUUUUGUGGAGAAGUUGGACAGUUGUAGAAUUUUUGUGAAAAAAGUCAACCACAGAACUUGAAUAAUCCAGUAAUGUUUAAAAUGUUAUGCUUAUUUACUGUAUUGUUAUGACAUGGUAGAUGCAGUAUUGCGGUGUCUUAAUGUGUGUCAAUUGAUGUUAAAAAAAUUAAAUGAUCCUGUCUUCAGAGAACAUGCUAACCAUAUCAUCUAUACGUGUCGAAAGCAUAUCCAUCUUGGUGUAGAAGCAUGUUCCCCUUAAAUCUGCUUGAUAUGGAGAUAAAUAGCACAAAUAAUAAUUGCUGAUAAGCUAGUCUUUUUCUCUGAACCAUAACCAGUUGUAUUCAUUGUGUGUUGGUGCAUCUUAAUUUUUGAAAUCUGCUCAAAUACUGCUUUACAAAUUUGUGUUGUAUGCUGUAUAUUGUAUAAAAUAUGUGAAUUGUACUUUGAUUUGUUUAGACUUAUGACCAUGAGGUCAAAAUUUGCACAUAAAUUGUUUUGAUUACCUUUUUUGUUGUUGAAUUUUUAGCUUUACCUGGAUACAUGCCAGUUUCUUGUUUAUAAUGGCAGUUUUCUCAUGUAAGAUUUUCACCACUCCAAUUAGCAUCAAUCCCUGUGCAAAACAUAGUAGUAGUGUUUUCUUGUAAAAUAAAAUGCUGUAGAAAUACACUUAGCUAAAGAAAGUAUUGCUUUUCAAAGGGCACAGAAAGUCUGAAGUCUCUACACUCUAGCAUCUGUCUUCUUGCCUGAAGACUUCUAAGUUGUCCUUUCUUGGUGUCUUAGACUAGUAGUGCUGCAACAUCACUAUUUCUAGUUCUUUUUUGUGUGUCGUUGUUUGAAACAUUUUAGCUGCUAACCAUGAUAUUACAUGCAGACUGCAGUUCACUUUGAGUUUGGACCAGUAGCCCUCAAAAAUAGUGUUUGAGGUCAAGGGUCAGUAACAUGUUGCUAAACACUUUGCUAAAAUGCUUAUUCAAUCCCUGGUUUAGCUGACUGUCAAACAAUGUGAUAUGCUGUGCAGCUAUAUAUAUCACUUUAGAACUUGCUAUUUUACAUCUUCCCACCAUCCAUUCCAUGUCUUUUGUAGCCUGUUAAUUUUAUUUUGGCUUUUACAUUGUGAUUGUUUGGGGUUAAGCAGGGUGGUCCCAUGCACAUCUGGCUGGGUGACGAGGAAAUGUGGUUAUUCAUUUUCUAGUUAAGACAUCAGGCGCACCUGUCAGCAAUACAGUGAGGGUUAGCUGUCCUGGGUUCAGCUCUUGUCUCGGGCAUGCUGUUCGUUCUCUGCAUGUGGCAUCUGUUUACAGGAUGUGCUGCCUUGCUGUAAUAUAGCCUAAAAGUGUAAAAACCCCAAUUUCCCCAGCUCUAGUUAAGAUGAGUGAUAUUUUAUUUGAAGAUGAGUGAAUUGUUCUUUCAAAUAUUGUUGCAAGUCAUGGUUUAUGCAUGUACCACAGACUAAGAUGAUCAUUGCAACACAAUGUCAACAUAAAAAAGCAUAUUUACAGGUGCAAAACAGGUGAAGGUAUAGAUUUAGUCUGCAGCAUAUGUUUAUAAUUUGGCUUUACUGCACAGUAAAUUAAUAUAAUUGAUUUAUGGUGUAGUUUUUUUUUUGGAGGGGAGAGUGAAGCUAUUCACUGUACAAAUGAAUAAUUUUUUUUCUAGUCCAGCAGUUUGCAUAGUAUAUGGAAGCAAAAGUUCAUUAUCGUUGAGGACUAACGUGUAAUUUUUUUAGUGAUAUUAAAAAUUAUAGCAAAUAAUUUCUUGCAAGACAGAAACGUGAAAAUAAGCCUUUUGCAUACUGUUUGGAAAGUAAACUUCUGUUUAAUUUCUCAGGGGAAUGGAAGUUCCAUUAGUUAAUGUAUAUUUGUGAAAAUGUGUUGUAUAGUACAGAUGUUAGAAAUAUUUAGUUUUGUUUACUCAUGCCUCACUAGCUGGCAGUGUUAUAUAGACUUCAGGGUUAACAGGUUGAAGAUAUUUUUGCUAAAUGCACCAGGUUUGCACCAUACCGAGUAUACAGAGAUAGCUGUCUAAAAGGCAUACUCAGCAUGAAACAAAAGUUGUCCUGACAUUCCUGUAGUCUGUCACCGCAUACUCAUUAUAGUGGCCAGAGGGUUAGGGUUAGUAAUAUUAUGUAUAUAAUACUAUGUAGAUGUCACAGCAUAUCUCAGUAUUCAAUGCUCUACACUAACAAGGGAUUUAACUCUCUGGCCACUAUACUGAGCAUGCGGUGACAGAUUACAGGAACGUCAGGACAGUUUUUGUCGCAUGCUGAGUCUGGCUUUUAGACAGCUGUCUAUGUAUACUCGGUAUGGUGUGAACCGGCUGCUAAAUGUGAUAACAUAAGAAUCGUGACAGGAAUGAUAGCUGAAGCGUGUGUGCAGACAUCUUGAGAAACAAAUCUAGGACACAGCUUCCCCAACUCAAAAGACAAUAAAUGCAGCGAAGAGAAAAUGUCCUAGGAAAGAAGCACCAGCAGUUGAUGUCUGUGCAAAAAGCUUUUAAAAACAUGUUCAUGUUUAUUGCCUAUGUGCUGAUUUGUAUUGAAAAGAGACUGUGGUGGUAGGUUUAAUACUUGUUCUGCCCUAGCAGUUUCUUAGGCUAAGUUGUUCCUGAGUUGAUAAUGACUAUGAACUCUGAUUCCAACACCAUGUGGUCCAUUUUAGUGUUCGUUUUUUUUUUUUGUUGUUGUUUUUUUUUUGUGGUUUUAUUUUUAGCAUCAAAGUAUGCAUACUUUCACAUUGGUGAAAGACUACACCAUUAAGUUUGGGUGGGAGUGGGGGUGCUUUUUAUAAAUAAUUUGGAGGAUACCUGAGACUGCCAUCAUAUGUUUGAACUUUUUAAAAUUUAAACUUCAGAAUUGUGAAAGUGUUUCCUUGUUUACUUUCUUUGCAUGCUGUUGCUAAGAUGGUGAAGUGUCCAGCAGUUCCUGAAAAAAUUCAACUUGCAAUGUAUUCAUUGAGUUCAUUUUAUUAAAAAGAAAAUGAAUUGCUAA